Enterobius vermicularis (human pinworm) is the source of this 426-nucleotide messenger RNA. Lineage: Eukaryota; Metazoa; Nematoda; Chromadorea; Rhabditida; Oxyuridae. The record is from the annotation of a GenBank genome assembly.
AUGUCUUCUGCAUUAUUCGGUUGGGCUAGUUUACCGAUUAAAAGGGUUACUAUGGAUUCGGCUGGGUAUGCAAAUGGUUUUUUUGGCUUGACUUUUGAACGAGAGAUGGUUGCUUACAACGAAUUAAAAGUUAUUUUUCUUAAUGUGUUAUUGUUUAGGACGAUGUUGCUAAUAAUCGGAAUCACGCUUUUUGACAAAAGAUCUAUACACAGGAUGUCUUCAACCCGAGGUGGGUCUCUCUCAUCCCUAAGUGUUGAAGUCAGUGCUACGGGCAGUAUUGAAAGAAGCGGGUGGUUGCAAAAAUGGACUAAUUAUCUUAGGGGUUAUCGUCAUCGGUGGUUUGUCCUCGACUCACAUGGAAUUCUUAGUUAUUACAGUGGGUAUGAAUGCAGUUGUGAGCACUUAGCUUGUUUACGUCUUGAGUGA